AUUCCUUUCAUUUAUAUUUUUAAAAUAUUUUAAUUUUAACUGAAAUUCUGUUUUUCGCCGGUUCUUGACCUGGGAGUUAUCAAGUCAAGCUGUGGCUAGUGUAGCCUUCUGCCCACCUCGCCUUAACUGGCUCGGGUGCAUGGUUUAUUGAAUUGUUCGUUAUUAGUAGUUGAUAGCUGAAGAUUACAAAACGAUUGCAAUAAUAAGUUUUUAUAUUUUAAUAAGAAUUAGGUAUUGAUAUAUUUUUUAUCCCAAAUAUGGCUCUAAAUCCGGCGUAUGAAGCUAUAGGUAAAGGGUUUGUUUCUCAGUACUAUGCGUUUUUCGAUGAUCCAAAUGAAAGGAGCAAAUUAGCAAACUUAUACAAUCAAGAAACAUCGUUCAUGACUUUUGAAGGAAUGCAGUUACAAGGUGCUUUAAAAAUUAUGGAAAAACUAACAGCUUUAACAUUUCAAAAGAUAAACAGGAUCAUUACAUCUGUAGAUUCACAACCAAUGUUUGAUGGGGGUGUUUUAAUUAGUGUUCUUGGAAGGUUACAGACAGAUGAAGAUCCGCCACAUGCUUAUAGCCAAACUUUUGUGCUCAAACCCGUAGGUACAAGUUUCUAUAUUCAGCACGACAUUUUCAGGCUCGCUCUACAUGACAGCCUAUAAGGGGUGGCGACUGUGAAACUUGGAACUGCCUGGAGUGGACCAGAUUAUGUUACACAAAUUUUCCUGACGAUGGACCACUUCAUAGCUUCAUCUGCUUUCAAGUCAAAUUUCUGUUCAUUCAUUUAUAAAUCCUUAAUUUAUCUGCUUCCUCCUUUAUUGUAUUUGUACUUUAUAUGGAUUAAUAUGUUUACUCUAAAUUAUUUCCUUUUUAUUUUAUUAUAUUUUUUUUUAAUUCCCCACUCCUUAGCUUUAACGUGUAUUGUUUACUGUAUAUUAAAUGGAGCAUAAAGGAUUGUUACACAUUUUACAUUCUAUGAAAUUAUAGCAUUAUGUUUUUUUUUUGUUUUUUUUUUUUCUUUCUUUACUUCGUUCAUUUGAUAUUAUUUUAUUUAAUUGUAGUUGAGGAUACUUUUAUGAAUAAUACUGGUUUAUUUUCUUUGUAAUAGUUUUUAUUUCUUUUCUUUUUUUCUACCUAUUCAAUCCCAAAGUUUUGCUUUAAAUAUUACAUUUAUUCACUAAAUAUUAC
Messenger RNA from Nezara viridula (southern green stink bug), 1176 nucleotides. The record is from the annotation of a GenBank genome assembly. Lineage: Eukaryota; Metazoa; Arthropoda; Insecta; Hemiptera; Pentatomidae.